GCAGCGGCUGCAUGUUGACACAUCUCUCUGUCCUCCAGGUGUCCAGGUCCGCUCAUCUACCUGUUGGAGCCCUGCAGCAGGAAGGUGACAGGAAUCUCAAACCACUUUAGACAGACUUCCUGCUGACUUCCUGCUGACUUCCUGCUGACUUCCUGCCGACUUCCUGCUUCCCACCAAGCCUCAGGUCAGGUCCAGCCGGCGGCUCCUGAUUGGUUCCCACCGAGGCAGAGGGACACGGCGCCGCCUGCAGGCAGACGGACACCAUGGACGUCCUCUGGCUUGUCCUCCUGUCCUGCCUCCCGUCCUGCUUCUGCGACAUGCUCUGUCCGAAGCGCUGCACCUGCCAGAACCUGCUGCCGUCCUACACGGUGCUGUGCGCCAAGACGGGCCUGCUCUUCGUCCCGCCAAACAUCGACCGGCAGACGGCCGAGCUCCGGCUGAUGGACAACUUCAUCACCACGCUGAGACACCGAGACUUCGCCAACAUGACCAGCCUGAUCCACCUGACCCUGAGCCGGAACACCAUCAGCCAGAUCAGACCCUACACCUUCGCCGACCUGCAGGACCUCCACGCCCUCCACCUGGACGCCAACCGCCUCACCGUCCUGGACGACUCGCACUUCCAGGGGCUGGUGAACCUGAGGCACCUCAUCCUGGCCAACAACCAGCUGCACAGCAUCUCAGAGGGGGCCUUCCAGGACUUCCUGGAGACGCUGGAGGACUUGGACCUGAGCUACAACAACCUGGUGGACAUCCCCUGGGACACGGUGUCCCUGCUGGUGAGCGUCAACACGCUGAGCCUGGACCACAACCUGAUCGAGAGCGUCCCCGAGGGAAUCUUCUCCAACCUGCACAAACUGGCCAGGCUGGACAUGACGUCCAACAAGCUGAAGAAAAUCCCCCCGGACCCGCUCUUCCUGCGGAUCCCGGUCUACGCCAAGAUGAAGGGCUCUCCGCUCACGGCGCUGGUGCUGAGCUUCGGGGGAAACCCGCUCCACUGCAACUGUGAGCUGGUGUGGCUGCGGCGGCUGACCCGCGAGGACGACCUGGAGACCUGCGCGUCCCCCAGAGACCUGGCCGGGAAAUACUUCUGGACCAUCAGAGAGGAGGAGUUUGUCUGCGAGCCGCCCAUGAUAACACGCCACACCUCCAAGAUGUUUGUGAUGGAGGGUCAGGAGGUCAGCCUGCGCUGUAAGUCCAUCGGGGAUCCGGAGCCGUCCACGCACUGGGUCAGCCCGGAUGGGAAGCUGAUCGGGAACACGUCCAGAACCGUCUGCUACGAGAACGGGUCGCUGGACAUCCUGAAGGCGUCCGUCAAGGAUUCUGGGAAAUUUACGUGCAUCGCGUCUAACGCAGCCGGCGAGGCCACCGCUCCCGUCGAACUGGUCGUCAACGCCUCGCCACACUUUGGGCCCAAACUGGAGCCGGACCCGGGUCCCUCAGACAUCCCCACAUCCAUCAAAUCCAACGUGAGCGGGGGCCAGCCCAGGGCCGACCCACAGCGGGUCAGCGUGUCGGACCUGACCUCCAGCUCCGCCGUCAUCCGCUGGCCACCACAGAACCACAUCCCAGGGGUCCGCAUGUACCAGAUCCAGUACAACAGCUCCACCGACGACAUUCUGACCUACAGGAUGAUCCCGGCCAAUCACAAGUACUUCCUGCUGAGCGACCUGGCGGCGGCGCGGGACUACGAGCUUUGUGUCCUGGCGGUCUAUGACGACGGUGUCACCACGCUGACUGGAACCAAGAUGGUGGGCUGCAUCUCCUUCACCACCGACUCAGAGUACGGCCGCUGCCACUCCAUCCGGGACCAGUUCCUGGGCGGCACCAUGAUCAUCAUCAUCGGCGGGAUCAUCGUGGCGUCUGUGCUCGUCUUCAUCUUCAUCCUGCUGAUGAAGUACAAGCUCCAUAGCAACCACUACAAGCAGAAAGCCGCGGCGCGUCACGCCAACGUCUGCUCCCAGACCAACGGAAGUGGAGGGGGCGGAGCCAGCGGUGUCCUGGCGCUGCCUCCGUCCGCCGUGGGGGGUGCAGGCGCUAAUAAAAGCUGCGCGCCGGCAGCAGAGGGAGGAGCUUCUCUCAGAGGGACGACCGUGGUGGACCUGAACCCGAGUCUUGACGAGGACGCCACGUCCCAAUAACAGGAAGCCGGACGCUCAGCGCCGACUCCCCUUCCUGUUUGUUUCACUGCGUUUCUUUUUCUGCUCCGUCCUGGAGUCAAACUGGACUUCCUGUGAGGAGCAGCGGCGCUCGGCGAUUUUUUCACACUCAGAGUAUCAGAGAGUAGGAAGAGGUGAAAACACACACACACCUGCACACACACACCUGGACAGGUGAGCUGUUGUUUCUGAGUUUGAACACAGCGGUUCUGGAGGUUCUGGUUUCUGGUUCUGGUGAAUUUCAGAUCCUUUCUCUGAUUGUGAAACUGAACGUUUUGAUUCUUAAUAAAUCUGUGGUGCUGGGCGGUGCGCCCCCUGCUGGCGGCGUUCAGUCCACAGCUCAGCUGCUCCAUUCAGCAGGAAAUAGAAACUUAUUUUAGGAAGCCAAUGUUGCCAUGGCAACAUGGUGGCAUGAAAAAGGUUUUCAGGCCUCAGACGCAGGUCUUCCUCUGGGACGGUCCAGCAGCAGAGGACGGGCUCAGGCCGUGUGAACGGGCUUCAGACACGUCACUGCUUCAUUUUGCAUGUCAGCUUUCAAAAUAAAAGCACAAUGAGCCGUGGUUUGGUCGCCCAUUAGAGGAGAGUUUUUGUCUUCAGCAGUGGCUGAAAUAAAAGGAACAUUGAGCAAAAUAUUUGAUGCUCAUCAAACUGUAAUGUUGUUGAUGAUGAUUUUAUAUCUUAAUGUUUUCUGAUGAAAAGCCCUUUGAGCUGCAUUGUGACUGAAAUCUGUAAUAAAUUGAAAUAACUGAAAGGAACCUUGAAGAGGAAAAUCUGACGUGGAAAUACUUAGAGAUGAUCGCUCAUAUUAAGAUUCUUAAAUAAAAAUAAUGAACUUGUCCACCUGCUAAAUUCUCACCUGCACAGUAAUUAGUUUGAUCAGCGAACAUCUAAACCGAAAGAAAGACUGAAAGAAACAAAACAGGAAGCAAAUGCAAACACA
Xiphophorus couchianus (Monterrey platyfish) is the source of this 3099-nucleotide messenger RNA. RefSeq names its product leucine-rich repeat and fibronectin type III domain-containing protein 1-like protein. Bases 264 to 2141 code for a protein of 625 amino acids. NCBI's taxonomy places the organism in Eukaryota, Metazoa, Chordata, Actinopteri, Cyprinodontiformes, Poeciliidae. The record is from RefSeq and is a predicted model, not a curated record. The transcript is spliced from 12 exons. Gene Ontology annotation, molecular function: protein binding.